Messenger RNA from Diversispora eburnea, 906 nucleotides. The record is from the annotation of a GenBank genome assembly. NCBI's taxonomy places the organism in Eukaryota, Fungi, Glomeromycota, Glomeromycetes, Diversisporales, Diversisporaceae.
AUGGCAAAUCGUACCGUUUCAGACGCGAUUGCGGUACAUGGAACAAAUCCUCAAUAUCUUAUUGAAAAGAUAAUAAGAACAAGAAUUUAUGAAUGUCUUUAUUGGAAAGAAUCAUGUUUUGGUUUAACUGCUGAGACGUUAGUUGAUCGAGCGGCCGUACUAUCUAGUUUCGGAGGUCAAUAUGGAAAUCAAAAACCAACUGAAUUUCUUUGUUUAACUUUGAAAUUACUUCAAUUACAACCAAGUAAAGAAAUUAUUAUAGAAUUUAUUCGGAAUGAAGAUUUUAAGUAUUUACGAGCUCUUAGUGCAUUUUACUUGAGACUCGUGGGAACAUCAAUUGAAAUUUAUCAAAAUCUCGAACCUUUAUUAAAUGAUUAUAGAAAAUUACGAAAACAAUCAUUAGAUGGAGAAUUUUCAAUCGUAUGUAUGGAUGAGUUCAUUAAUGAAUUAUUACGCGAAGAUAGAGCAUGUGAUAUUAUAUUGCCAAGAAUAACAAAACGACAUGUAUUGGAGGAAAAUGGAGAAUUAAAGCCACGAGAGAGUGUUCUUCAAGAACUUUUGGAUGAAGACGAUGGAUCCAUAUCGUCAUCAAGUCAAGAGGUUCAAGACGUUCAAGAAAAUGAAAACGUUCAAGACGUUCAAGAAAAUGAACAAUCAAAGGAUUUAGAUAUAAAUAAAGAAAGGGAUAAAAGAAUCGAAAUGAUAUAUUUGGUUAUAGAUAUACCAUCAAACCGUAGACGACAACGCACACGUUCGAAAGGUAGAUCACGGUCUCGUUCAAGGAAUCGAGGGUAUGAUCGAUACGAGCCAAUCUAUCGUAGAAGAUAUUCAAGUCGGGAAAGGUAUAAGGCAUCAUCAUACCGUCCUAGUCGUCAUCGUAAAAGAUCACGUUCUAAAAGUGAAUAA